Acanthoscelides obtectus is the source of this 534-nucleotide messenger RNA. Lineage: Eukaryota; Metazoa; Arthropoda; Insecta; Coleoptera; Chrysomelidae. The record is from the annotation of a GenBank genome assembly.
AUGGAACUCAACCGAGAACAUUUUCGCGCCAUAAUUUAUUCCGACGAUCCCAGGGUGGGUGCACCAAAAACGGCAGUCACCCAGGAAAACAUGGUUGUGACAUUUGUGUCAAAAGCGGCUGUUACUGCGGAUUGGUAUACCACCAUUUGUUUGCCAAAAGUCAUCACCGAGCUUCGAAAAAUCAAGCCCGAAAGAAGAAUCAUCCUCCACCAAGACAAUGCAAGCUCGCACACAGCCCAAAAAACAAGGCAGUAUUUAACGGAAGAAAACGUGGAAUUAUUGGACCAUCCUCCAUAUAGUCCCGAUCUAAGUCCUAACGAUUUCUUUACUUUCCCGAAAAUUAAAAACAGACUGCGUGGUCAAAGGUUGCAGUCACCAGAAGAAGCAGUUGACGCAUUCAAAAAUGUCGUUUUGGAUCUGACAACAAACGAGUGGAAUAAGUGCUUCGAAAAUUGGUUCGAGCGCAUGCAGAUGUGUAUUAAUGUUCGUGGAGAAUACAUGUACUUCGAAAAACAAUAAAGUCAUUUAAAACUA